Molecule: messenger RNA, 1299 nt
Organism: Ornithodoros turicata
Lineage: Eukaryota; Metazoa; Arthropoda; Arachnida; Ixodida; Argasidae
Product: rRNA methyltransferase 3, mitochondrial-like
Exons: 4
Coding region: 103-1071 (322 amino acids)
Biological process (GO): RNA processing
Molecular function (GO): RNA binding; RNA methyltransferase activity
Source: RefSeq, a predicted model, not a curated record
UCAUAUUUUACGAGAAGCGCGACUGUUCGAAACCGAAACCGACCAUGCUAUGAUGCUGCUGAUGCUACGGAGGCAAGCACAACCGGCACAAACACGUACACCAUGACUGGAUUAGCGAGCAGGAAAAACAGGAAGGUACAAGACAGAAUUGUUUUGGAAGGACGUCGUCUGAUUGCAGAUGCCCUUGAAUCUGGAUUGCAACUGGAAAACAUUUACUUCACACUUGAGGAGAGCCUGCAAGGCCUUCCGUUGGACAGAGUAGGGGAAGGUCAACUAAAGAAGGUCUUCUACAAGAAAAUGAAAGUAUGGUCAAAUCUCACAACCUGCCCAGGAAUAAUGGCCAUCUUCAGAAAGCCAACCGGGGAUGCCAUGUUGCACAGGGCCGGCGUUCUUCCCCUGACCGUAAUAUGCGACAACGUACGAGACCCGGGAAACAUGGGAGCCAUUUUGAGAAGUGUCGCAGCUGCUGGUUGUAGACGUAUACUGCUCAUGAAAGGAUGUGUGGACGUCUGGGAAUCGAAAGUGUUGCGUUCCGGAUCUGGAGCCCAUUUUCGUUUUCCUAUUUACAACAACGUCCCUUGGGAGCAUCUGCCAAGCUAUAUUGAACAAGCUGCAACCGUUUACUUAGCAGACAACAGACACGAAAGCACAGGCUUGCAAGCGGAGGCUGAGGCCUCAGCAGAUGAGGAGGAGGAGGAGGAGGAAGUGGAGGAAACAGAAUUUACUAUGAAAACUGAAGAAGGCAGAGUCUUGAAGGUGGACAAGCUCUAUUUGGACCCAAAUGAGCUUGAAUCAGCUCGGAGCUACAAACUUCAAUGCAAGGAAUACACAGAGGUUGAGUACAACCAACGGGAGAGUGUGCUUGUGGUCGGUGGUGAAACUCAUGGAUUAAGCCCUCAAUCAUUCCUGCUAGCUAGAAACUAUGGUGGCAUGAGGGUGCACAUCCCUUCGGACGGUGGUGUGGAAAGUCUCAAUACUGCAGUAGCUGCAUCCGUAUUGAUAUUUGAAAUUCGACGGCAGCUCAGUCAGGGUUUGCUGGAUAGGCAAGGACUGCAUUCACCAUACAGUUAACAGCUUCUUCAGCCUCUCUGAAGUGGUAAAAGAACACAACUGCUACUUGUCAGGAGGAGAGGGCCUUGGCAGAGUGCAUUUAAAAAUGAUGCCCCAGGGGCAUUUUUAAAUGUUGUGUCAGCAAUUCAGUUGCUGUGAUGAAAUAUUCUGCAAGUUAUUGAGCCACUGACAUGCCCUUGAACACAGUUCACAGAAAAUAAACCUGUCCUUGAACAGUUUAACUUACUA